Molecule: messenger RNA, 450 nt
Organism: Westerdykella ornata
Lineage: Eukaryota; Fungi; Ascomycota; Dothideomycetes; Pleosporales; Sporormiaceae
Exons: 1
Coding region: 1-450 (149 amino acids)
Source: RefSeq, a predicted model, not a curated record
AUGUCCUCUCAUGAGAAAGUGGGUCUUCUCCUCUCGCACGAACUGGAUCUCGAAGGACAGACGUCCUUGAUAGAGUCACCAUCCCUCAGCAGCAACCCGGAAACAAACGCACACCUCAGCGCCGCCGAAAUCAGUGUUCUCUUCGGCAGCCUCGUCCUCGCACUCGUCCAAGCUCUAACGCUCUAUUCCUUCUACUACGCUGACUCUCCACCAUCGUUCCUCGACGCCCUUGCACCACAUCUGCUCCCUCUCGCCCAGGGGCUGCCAUCGGCAAUAAGUUCGAACCUACCGACGGCGGUGGUCUUUUUCCUUGCCAGCCCCUAUUUGGCGUCGCAAGAGAGGGUUGGACUCGCGAAGUGCUUGACGCUCUUUUGCUAUUUGGUAGGAUCAACGUGGGGAGCUGUGCUGUUAGGGCGUGAGUUGCUGGUUGUGGCUGGACAGCGGAACUAG